UGCACAGAUAAUCAAAACACUUCACGCUUACAUAGCACCUUUGUAAGCUUGUCCCUGUUAACUACGUCAGACAUAUAAGGCAUUAUGGUGAAUACAAACAAUUUAUUAACUUACCUUCAAAGUUAUUGUGAAGUUUGACACAUCCAGCUUAAAUCCUUUGUUGUUGGAGCGUUUCUGGACGUCUGAAUAAUUCUAUAAGCAUUAUUAAUAGUCCUACAGCGACCUAGGAGCCACUGUUAAGGUACUGUUGCCUGCGCACCGGAACCAUUCUAUGUGGCAAAAAAUGCUGAAGUGCUAAAACGGAAGUCCGUGGCAUAUACCCCUAAACUCUCACAGUAUCCACAGUUUGGACGAAGUCAAUGCCUGGCAGGCAGUGUUCAGGGCAUAACAACCGGAGGGCAGAUUUGGACAUUCUGACUCCACCCUCCACCCGCUUUGACGAGAAUAACAUCAGAACGAGUGAUAAAUGUCCCUCAGUAAUCAACACAGAUAUCUGCUGGAGAGAAAAGUAUAUUUACAGCAGCUUUUCAUUAAAUGUCGGUUUUUCUGCUCUAGACACAUUAAAGGGAGUUUAGAAGACUAUUUGGAGCUUCUUCUUCUAGGUUGAACUAAAAUGCAGCUUUGCUCUACUUUAUUCAGGCACUCGUCAAACUGGAUCAACAUAUUAGUAAGAUCAACAUCUUACUGCUGCGUGGAUGCGGGCUUUUGGAGCACCAGUCAGGAGGACUAAUUCAUCCAUCAUAGGAAAAACAACAGUGCAUUAUUUGAUUUUUGUUGGGAAUCCGGAGCCGCUUAUAGUGCACCAUGUAGUUUAAAGCUUUGAGCAGCCAGUAUGAACAAGAGAAGAAUCUGUCCAGGAAUAAACACCUGCUUUAACAAGUGAUAGUCUGAUACUGCAGAACCACUGUUCAACCACUGUGGACAGCAAUACGACUUCAUCCCCUCUGGAUCACGUUGGCAUUUUUUUUUUAAGUUAACACAACUUCUGUUAAGUAAUUGUUGCUCAGAACUGGAUUUGUGAAGCUGAGCCAACAUUGGUUACUGCUACUUUUCUGAUGGUAGCAAGCAUCACUGUUACUGUCAGUGAGGGGUCUGCAGCAGGCUCAAAAUGUCAGUAUGCCUAUUACUCAGGACAACGCCCUCAGCAUUCUCCUGCUGCUGGAGGACUGGCACAGAGCUCAAAUGGUGAGAUCUAACAACACUAACAUAAAAGAAGACAGUUUGGAAUAUAAGGAUGAAGAGUACCACAAUGGAGAAGAAGACAGUUUUUGUGGCAGUAUUCAGUUGGAUGAUCUACCCUUGUGUCUGGCUGCCGCUCAGAAAUUGGUGGAGUAUAUUAAGAUCAAUUUCAUGGAGAGUGACACAGCUCACUCAGCUACAAGCUCCUAUUGUAGAAAGGGACUUGAUGUCGAAGUUCAUGUUGUUUCCUUCAGAAAAAGUGAGGACGAUGCUGUUGAAUUUGGCCUGAGCUUUGGGGAUAUCCCUAUUUUUGGGGAUCCUGAUAUAAAAAAAGGCUCUUCAAGGAAAAAGAGAGAGCAGGGCCCCAUCGUUGACGUGGGCUGCAUCUGGGUGACAGAGGUGAAAAAGAAAAGCCCAGCAGCCUGUUGUAGGUGUAUCAAACUCAGAGAUGAAUUGCUGUCAGUAAAUGGACAACUGAUGGUGGGAGUUAAUGUCAGCGGAGCCAGCUACCUGGUUGAUCAGUGCUGGAAUGGCGGUUGCAUUGAUUUGAUCCUUUUGCGUCGCAUCAAGCGAAAGGCCCCUCUCCCUCCUUGUGUCAAGGGAAGUUUCACUAUUCCUAACAAGAUGGAUCACUGUCAAACCCAGCAGGACAUAACUGAUUUUGAAGUGGUGAACUGCAAACGUACACGCAAACUUGGGGUGAUAUCACGAUCAUCUAACCAAGGCUACAGGGAAAGUACUGCAUCACAGAUCAAAACCAGGAAUCAGUACUCCCUUUUUAAUACUGAUGAAGAAGUCUGUUCUUCACUAGAAGACUGCAGCCCAGACUUGCCUCCUCAGACAAGAACUAUUCAUUCAUACAAUGGAUCUGCUGGAAGUCUGCCGGGGAGAAGUCACAGUCAGAUGUUGGAAUGCAAAAUGAAAUCCUUCAUUAGUGAAGCUACUACCCAGCUGAGAGAGGGCAGUCACAUCUGGAAGAUGCAUAUGGUGAAAGGUCAUGAGGGUCUUGGAAUACAAAUAACAGGAGGACGUGGCUCCAAGCGCUCUUCUCAUGGAAUUAUUAUCAGUCAUGUAGAGAAAGGGGGUGCUAUUCACAGGGAUGGACGUCUUCAUGUUGGUGAUGAAUUACUGAUGGUUAAUGGCCAGUCUCUAGUGGGUCUUACACACCAAAAGGCUGUUUCCUUUCUUCGCUCCACUACUGGUCUUGUCCAAUUGGUGGUAUCAAGUCAGGAGGAGUCAAAAGUGGAUUUUGAACACUUUCCCUCCACAAGCCUUCCGGACCUCAUCAGCACCUGCAGAUCCUCUUCCUCCCUGUUUCAGGCUGCACCCCCCUGCUUUUCCCAGACCCUCAGUAGUACCGCUGGUCUUAACAAUUCCUCCCUGUUAUCACCGCUGGAGAACCUAGAGGAAUUCAAUCAGGGGGAGGCAUCAGAAACAUGCUGCUGCAGUCCUACACCUAUGAAGGUAUCCUGCCAAUCCCAAGGUGGCAGCAGUUGUCUGGAAUCAGUGGGUGAGGAUGAUGAGCUGUUUGUGGAGAGCAUCAUCAGCGGCAGUGAAGUGGCAGAGAAACCUCUAUCUGGUCGACGCAAAUACUCCUUACCUCAUCAACUGGAUAGUGCUAGAGUCAGACAGGAACAUCAGAUAAUUAAGAAAUCAGCCCGCUCCAUGAGCACUGUUCAAGUAGAAUCUCCAUGGCAACUGGCACAGUCGUCUAUUAUCUCCAGCAUAGUGCUGAUGAAAGGCCAGGGGAAGGGCCUUGGGUUCAGUAUCGUUGGUGGGCAGGACUCAGCACGUGGCCAGAUGGGCAUUUUUGUCAAAACAAUUUUUCCUCACGGAGCUGCUGCAGCUGACGGGCGACUGAAAGAGGGAGAUGAAAUUUUGGAGGUAAAUGGAGAAUCUCUCCAAGGACUCACACACCAACGGGCCAUCCAGACCUUCAAGCAGCUGAAAAGAGGGGUAGUGACCCUUACAAUUCGCACCUGUCUGCGCAAUCCCAGCCUAACUCCAUGUGCAACCCCAACUCUACCCAGUCGCUCCAGCUCAUCCAACUCUUAUACUCAUGCGGGCACACCUGUCCCAUUAGGCGUGGAAGGUGUUGAAGGCCACAAGGGUCCUGGUCUAGGUCCAAAAGACUGCAUCGUGAUGGAGGUUACUCUUAAUAAAGAACAUGGAGUUGGUCUAGGGAUUGGAGUCUGUUAUCUGAUGCUGGAGAACUUUGUUCCUGGUAUCUACAUCCACAGCUUAGCUCUUGGCUCCAUUGCCAAGAUUGAUGGAAGGCUCAGUCGUGGAGAUCAGAUUCUGGAGGUGGACUCUAUCAGUCUUCGUCAUGCUGCACUUAGUGAGGCUUACGCUAUUCUCAGUGAAUGUGGACCUGGUCCAGUCAGUCUCAUUAUAAGCCGACAUCCAGACUCCAAGGUAUCAGAGCAAGAAAUGGAUAAAAUUAUUGCUCAGUCAACCAAUAAGGACAAUGUGUUCAGAAACAGACCCUCCUCUCAUUGCCAAGGUCAGUCUUGUAAGAGCAGUCGGGCAGAUAUAAAGUCCAAUGAGGAGGACAGCCCCUCUGCUCUCAGCUGGACCAUGAAGAGGUUCCUUGAGCCUGUCAGCAGAGGAUCCCUGAGCUCUGAGACAGAACUAUCCAAGUACUUCCCUCAUGAGGUUCCUGACCACUCAGUCACAUCUGGGUCUGUUCUGAAGAGCUCAAACAGUGGUCAAGGGCUACACCAGCUGAGCGGCAGAGCCUCAGCAUGUGGCCCACUACAACCACAAGCAUGCAGCACCUCUGUGGCAGAUGUUAACCGCAGCCCUGGAUGCAUAACAUCACACGACAAGACUUCUGUCCCUUUCCAUCAGCAUACAGAGCCCCUUUGCCAUGCCCUCGCUGCCUCCAGUACCACCUCAAUGCGGAGCCCACUUCUCCACCAACGAAAGGUCAUAUACGCAGAGGAUGAGUUCAGUGAUGAUGAGGCAUCAGAUAAAGCUGAAAACACUGAACCACUGACCCAGCAACAAAAACCCACACCUCCACACUUACCACAGAUGCUAUCUAACGCUAUACCUAGUGGAGAAGAGAUGGCUACAAGGCUGACGCCCAGACAGCUCUUUGAAAGGGAAGAUUUCAGAGGUUUACACACUGUUAUCUUAAAGAGAAAAGAAGAAAAGAUGUUUGGGCUGGACCUGGAGAUUAUGUCAUCCCCUCUGAGAGUUAUGAUUGCUGGUUUAAAGCCUGACCAUGCUGCUGAAUGGGACUGUGAAACUAAACUCUGCCCUGGUGAUGAGAUUGUGAAAAUUGGAGGUAAACCAGUUAACUCUUCAAGCUACCAGGAAAUCUGUGAACUAAUGCACCAUCUUCCAGUGAUGCUGUCUGUGGAGGUGAGGCGAGCAACUUCAGUUGUAGAACGGCUGUCCAGAACAUCACCCAGAGCAAGUGAUGAAGUUACAAGAUGGAACCCUACCCAGUCUGUGCAGGACACACCUGCUAUGGCUACAUGGAGAAACUCAGGAGAAUCCAAGAGUUCAACCCAAACUGGAAGGGAAUUUCAACCAGCCAUCACAAAAAUAAUUGAUGUCUCAUCUGAAGGCAGGAUUUCUUUAGAUGAAUACAAAUCCCCUUGUAAAAUAUUCUCUGACUCAUUUACCUCGUGCAAACAUUCUGCAGCCCAGCUGGAGGAUGCCAGCAUCUGUGUUCAACAUAAUGUUUCCAAAAAUGUGUGUACAAAAAAAAACACAGGUGCUUCAGUGAGUGAAUCUGUCCCUGACAACAAUAGACUGGGAAGUGAAGUAGCUGUUGAGACUACUUCAGAAUGUUUGAGAGAUCCAGAUCAGGCUUUGUCUAAAUUACCAUCAGAUGAAAAUAGCUCUACUGUUGCAUGUCUGCACUCUGAGCUUUAUGAAAUAUCAGAUCCCACCUUUGUAGAGCCAUCAUGCUAUGUAUUCACCAAGACAGGACAUGGACCAGCUAGAGAGAGCCCCAUUAACUGUACCCAAAUGAACACUUGCCUCACACAAAUAAGCCUCUCCCAGGAAGACUCUGGUAUCACUCAGGUUCCUUCAGGUGUUUCUGGAGAUGAAUCACAGUCCUCAAACCUUUGUGGGAAUCUGAGUACACACACUUCUUCCCCUGAAUCCAAGACUUCAGAUUCCAGUGGUGUAUCACAUUCUGGAGAUUCUGACUUUAAUAAUCACGUCUUGAAAGAUAAAGCAGAUUUAAACCCAGAGGCUAUGUUCAUUUUUAAGAACACGUCUGAUUUAAAGCCACUUAAUGACUCGGACUGUCCUGCAGAAAGUGAGAAAGUUGAUCAACUGGCAGCUGGCCCUCCAAAAUUAAAUGCGUUAACUAUUCAAAGUAUCAGUUUUGCACAGGAAGAACCUCAACCGAAAGCAUUCAGAAGUGAAAACCUCAUAUCUUUGGACACAAAUAUUGCCUUGAAAGAGUUUACCAAAUUUCAACCAACCGCAAUCGUGUCCAGCUUCUUGAAUUCAAACAAGCAGCUGGAUGUGAACAUUUGCCAUGAAUUAUCCAGAGUCAGUGACAGAAUGCACAGUGCAGCUCAGCAUGGACUCUCUGGAAGCACCAUUCAAACUGUACAAUGUGCCAAAGAAAAAAAUAUAAUUUCUUGUUCCAAAUCACCAGUAUUAUCACUAGAGCAGCCAUGCCCCUCUAUUACCCAGAGGACAUUCAUAGAACUUCAGUUUUCUCCAGCGCCUGGUCUCAUAUCACCACUAUUUAAAUAUAAUAAAGAAACAACUUCAAAACCCAAUAAAGACUUUAAAAUCAAAACAUAUGCAAGAUUAGCAUCUAAGCUUUCUCCCAUUUCCAGGGUUGAAAUAACUAAUGGCAUGACCAAAAGUGAAAUCUUUGAUUACACUGAAAAAGCUCAGCUAACCACAGCGGAUGACCCGAAACCAAGUCAAGUUUUGGUGUCAGAAGAGACCCUGAAAUUCAGCACAUCUAGACCAAACUGUCAAACCAUGUGGGGCUUAUCCAAGGAUGUCACCCUGUCUGCAGGCUACAAGCCUUUUUCUGUUCGACAUAAAAUAAAGUCCUAUGAAAGCCUUGCCAACUUGGAUAAACCUGUGGCUAAAAGCAGUGAUGUUCAUUCCUUUGCAGUAGCAUAUGCAUCCUCACUUAACCAGAGAAUCUCUGGAUAUAUGAACUCGGUUAACUCUGUUGACUGGCGUGGCCACCAAAGAAAUAACAGCUCUUACAACAACUGUUUGACAUCAGUAGCACCCCUCUCCCCACCUCUGAGAAAAUCUGCAGGAAAUGAAAAUCAGAACGCCCCAGGUGGUACCAUAUCACACAACCCUGUGGUGCUGCGAAGGAAACAUGGCAGACUUCCCACCAGGAUGGUGCAUCAGUCUAGGGCUCUCAGUAUGCCCAAUUUAGAAAAACUAUGCACCGAUGACUUCAGUGGAGGAAAUACCACAGCUGGUAAUACAAAUGAUCCCAGCAUCUGCUUAACUGUUGCUCCAAAAGCCAACAUGACUGACUGCUUCUCACCAGCUGCAAUGUUUAGCAGUGGUGAUGAUGCGACUUCUGAGGACACUCCUCAGGGAUCUCCAGACACCAGACGGCCUGGCUGGUCUAUCAGGUUGAAGGAGUUGGUGAAAUAUCCUGUAAGUCAGCGUAAGCUGCAAACAUUGCUUACCUCCCAGACUGUUCAGUCAUAUGUGAUGAGUCUUCUGGAAGAGACCAAGGGCCACUCAGAGCUACAGAAGUCCCAGGACUAUGAAGGGGCUUUUGCUACCCUUGAAACGAGCCCUCACAAGUGCACCCAUCUUGGCACUGCCUGAGCAACAGUUACCCUUCUUCCUGGAUACUGAUGCAAGCGGUGUGGGUUUAGGGAUGGUCCUGUCACAGAUGGUGCAGGAGGAAACAUACUGACAGGCGUCUUGAGCUAUUGAUGACCACCAGAAAUGACUCUGCAAUAAGGUGAGUGUUCGAUGGACCUCAGGAUGACAGGCCAACUUAGAAGCAUGGAUCCACUGGAGAACCUUAGGACGAACACUUUCUGGGACAAACAAACAGUUGGGAGGACAGUCCACUGGGGUGAGUUGUUCAAUCAACUGUUCAAUCUCCCAGGAGAGAGUUGCCACCACACAUGAAGCCGGUAAGACACUCUCAAGUUCCUUUUCCAGAGCCUCAGGUUCAAACUGACGAGAAAGUGCAUYGGGUUUGCAGUUCUUGGAGCCAGGUCUGUAAGUUAAGACAAAGUUGAAUCUUGAGAAAAACAAUGACUAUCUGGCAUGGUAUGGAGUUAACCUUUUUGCAGACUGAAUGUAAGAUAGGUUUUUGUGAUCAGUCCAGACUACAAACGGUUGUGUAGACCCCUCCAGCCAGUGACGCCACUCCUCCAGAGCCAGAUUAACUGCUAGUAGUUCUCGGUCCCCCACACUGUAGUUGAGUUCAGGAGGCCUGAGUCUCCUAGAAAAAAAGACUUAAGGCAGUAGCUUGUGUGCAGAGCCCGAAUGCUGGGACAGAACCGCCCCUACUCCAGUGGCCGAUGCAUCCACUUCCACGACAAACUGUUUCUCAGGAUCCGGGUGAAUGAGGACUGGUGGGGAGGAAAACAGUUGUUUAAGUUCCUUAAAAGGCCACUGCUGCUUCCGGUGGCCAUGAGAAGGGCUGCUUAAUAGAAGUGAGGCGAGUUAGUGGUUGGGCAACAACGCUGUAGUUCUUUAUAAACUUACGAUAGAAGUUCGCAAAACCCAGGAAACGCUGGAGUUGCUUACAUGUACUGGGUUCUGGCCACUCCACCACUGCUUUAGCCUUGGCAGGAGCAGCUCUAAUCUGUCCAUCCUCAAUGACAAACCCCAGGAAGUUAACUGUGGAAAGAUGAAAACUGCAUUUUUCCGCUUUAACAAACAGUUUGUUCUCAAGCAGCCUCUGGAGAACCUGACGAACAUGACCGACAUGCUCCUCCUUGGUCUGUGAGAAGAUAAGUAUGUCAUCUAAAUAAACGAACACAAAAUGAUUUAAGAAAUCCCUCAGAACAGGGGAUUUUUUAAAUCGAAGGCCUGGAAGACAGCAGGGGCAUUAGUUAGGCCAAAAGGCGUCACCAAGUAUUCAAAAUGGCCUAUACAUUUCUUAAAAGCAGUCUUCCAUUCAUCUCUCACGUAUCCGUAUCCUGAGAUGAUAGGUAUUUCGUAAAUCAAAUUUGGAGAAGAUGGUUGCCCCCUGCAGCAGUUCAAAAGUCGUGGACAUCAGAGGUAAUGGGUAUUUAUUCCUAAUAGUGAUUUUAUUUAACCCCCGAUAGUCGAUGCAUGGGCGUAAUGUUCCAUCUUUCUUUCCUACAAAAAAGAAACUGGCACUCAGUGCUCAGUGGGGAUGACGAGCGACAGAUGACACCAGCUGCCACAGAGUCGUUGAUGUAGGUCUCCAUGGCUUCAUGUUCCUGCUUGGACAGGCUGAACAAGCGACUGUUUGGCAGCGGAGCAUCUGGCAGGAGCUCUAUCGCACAGUCGUGCGGUCGGUGAGGGGGGAGCGAGGGCUCGGGACUUACUGAAAACGGCAGCUAGGUUGUGGUACUCAGGAGGAACCAAUGACAGGUCAGGGGGAUCUGGACUGUCACAAAAACUCCCACAAUUAGGCUGGGCAGCAUGAAGACAGUUAUUAGAACAGGACAGACUCCAGCUAACUAUCCUUCCUGUGACCCAAUCAAUAUGGGGAUUAUGAAGUCUCAGCCACGAAUGACCCAACACAAAAGGAAAUCUGAAGGAAGGGAUUACUUUAAGUCAAAGAACCUCCCUGUGGUUCCCUGAUGUUAUCAACAGGGGGAAUAUCUGACAUGUGACAGAAAACGAGAGCACCAUUAAGACCCUUAGCAGAUAAUGGUGAGCUGAGGGGUUAAAUAGGAAUGUGAAGUUUUUUAAUUAAGUCUUCAUCAAUAAAGUUAUCCUCAGGUUCAAAAUCAAUUAAGGCAGUUAAUGAGUGGGAAGUUGACUGGUGGCAAAGCUUAACCUCAAUUAGCAGGCAGCUGGUAGAGAGUUAGGGAUUGCCUGUGCUGCUCACUAGAGUGAGCAGUACGGCUCUAAUGAGCCUUGUCUUUUGGCCGUACAUGGCAGCUGGAAAUUCUGUGUCCAGGCUUACCACAAUAGAGCCAGUCACCAGUUUGAAGACGCCUCUGUCUUUCUUUGGCAGUCAGGUGUGUUCUACCCAUUUGCAUGGGUUCGUCGUCAGGGGGCCCUGGAGCCUGUGACUGGGCCGGCGGAAAGACAGGGAUGGCGCUGCUGCGUUCCACAGUAGACUGGCCGGAACGCUCUUGUAAAGACGGAUACACAUUGUGAUUAGUGAGUUCAAGUCCUUGGCAUCAUCACUGACGGACAGACCGUCCUUUAAGGCCUCAUUUAAGGCUUGAUAAUACACUCCUUUGAGUGCCUCGUCGUUCCAUUUUGUGUCAGCAGCCAGUGUGCGAAACUCCACUGAGAACUUGGCUGCACUAUGGGAGCCUUGGCGCAGGCUCCCGUAAUGCCUGCGCCAAGGUGUGAGUGGUCACAGCUCAGCAGCAGCUGUGACAGGUCCCCCCCCUCAAGGCGCCCCUCAGGACAGCCGACGGACUCCUCGACGACCGUAGAAGUCACGGAUGAGCUGAGGGUCCAGGACAGCAGAACACGCCACCCAGCUCCGCUCUUCAGGACCAUACCCUUCCCAGUCUCAUAAUUAUGACUUUGAAAGUCAAAUUAUGACUUUGAAUCUCAUAAUUAUAACUUUCAAAGUCAA
This is a messenger RNA of Poecilia reticulata (guppy), 9898 nucleotides long. NCBI's taxonomy places the organism in Eukaryota, Metazoa, Chordata, Actinopteri, Cyprinodontiformes, Poeciliidae. The record is from RefSeq and is a predicted model, not a curated record.